ACAGUCGAGCGCCAACCGCUAGAGGCCGAUCCGGAGCGUGCUGCCCGGUCACCACCCGCCAUGGCCCGCGCUGCCCCGCUGCUCGCCGUGCUGGCCACAGUCCUCACCACCGCCGCUGCAGGCGGAGACGCACCGCCGGGGAAAAUCGCUGUUAUCGGAGCUGGGAUCGGGGGCUCUGCUGUGGCCCAUUUCCUUCAGCAACACUUCGGACCCCGAGUGCAAAUUGUCGUCUAUGAGAAAGGGACUGUGGGUGGCCGCCUGGCCACCAUCUCCGUCAACAAGCAGAACUACGAGAGCGGGGCGGCCUCCUUUCACUCUCUGAGCCUCCACAUGCAGGACUUCGUCAAGCUGCUGGAUGGAGCAGCUGAGACCAGAGAGGGGAAAGAACUUGCCUGAGGACUGAGACAGCGGCGCGAGGUGGUGGGCAGAAGCGCCAUCUUUGGCGGCGAACAUUUCGUGCUGGAGGAAACCGACUGGUACCUGCUGAAUCUCUUCCGCCUCUGGUGGUACUACGGCAUCAGCUUCCUGAGGCUGCAGAUGUGGGUAGAGGAAGUCAUGGAGAAGUUCAUGAGUUCUGAAGCACUUUGCAAACUCAGGAACUUUCCAAGGCUGAAGUGUGACGGGCGUAGGUGAGGUGCCCGGGUGGAAGAGGACCGGGAGGCCGCGUACCUCGACGAGAUCUACAAGUACCAGGCUCACGGCUAUGCCUUCUCGGGGGUAGAAGAGCUACUCUACUCACUGGGGGAAGCCACCUUUGUCAACAUGACCCAGCGGUCCGUGGCCGAGUCCCUGCUCCAGGUGGGCGUCACACAGCGCUUUAUUGAUGAUGUCGUCUCUGCGGUCCUACGGGCCAGCUAUGGCCAGUCGGCAUCAAUGCCCGCCUUUGCUGGAGCCAUGUCCCUAGCUGGGGCUCAGGGCAACCUGUGGUCCGUGGAAGGGGGCAACAAGCUGGUUUGUUCUGGUUUGCUGAAGCUCGCCAAGGCCACCGUGAUCCACGCCACGGUGACCUCUGUGACCCUGCACAGUACAGAAGGGAAAGCCCUGUACCAAGUGGCGUACGAGAGUGACAAGGGCAACAGCUCUGACUUCUACGACAUCGUGGUCAUCGCCACGCCCCUGCACCUGGACAACAGCAGCAACAACAACAUCACCUUUGAAGGCUUUACUCCGCCCAUUGAGGACAUUCAGGGCUCCUUCCAGCCCACCGUGGUCUCCCUGGUCCAUGGCUACCUCAACUCUUCCUACUUCGGUUUCCCGGACCCUAAGCUUUUCCCCUUCGCCAACAUCCUCACCACGGACUUCCCGAGCUUCUUCUGCACUCUGGACAACAUCUGUCCCGUCAACAUCUCGGCCAGCUUCCGGCGGAAGCAACCCCAGGAGGCCGCCGUGUGGCGAGUGCAGUCCCCGAAGCCCCUCUUCCGCACGGAGCUGAAGACCCUCUUCCGUUCCUAUUACUCAGUCCAGACGGCGGAGUGGCAGGCCCACCCCCUCUACGGCUCCCGCCGCACCCUCCCGAGGUUCGCCCUGCACGAUCAGCUCUUCUACCUCAAUGCCUUGGAGUGGGCGGCCAGCUCCGUGGAGGUGACGGCUGUAGCUGCUAAGAAUGUGGCUCUGUUGGCUUAUAACCGCUGGUACCAGGACCUGGAUAAGAUUGACCAGAAGGACCUAAUCCAUAAGGUCAAGACUGAACUGUGAGGGCUCCCAGGAGAGCCCAGGGACUCUGCGCCACACUGAAGAUAACUGAGAUGGAGCGCACUCCAGCCGCGCAGGACUGACGAGGCCACACCCAUGGGCUCUGUGGCUUUCUCUGCUCUCAUGGAUUGAACAGGGUCCCCCAUGUGGGCCCGGGCGAUCUGCUGUCUGCUUAUCUAAGGAUCCUCUUAGAGGCUGCCUUUUUUUUUUUUUUUUUUAAGGAGCGAUUAAGAAAAGGGAAGGAAAUUCAAGUCAGUGUUUUGGCUGUUUUUGUUUUUUGUUUGUUUGUUUUUGUUUGUUUUUUGUGGUGUUGGGUUUUGAGGUUUUUUGUUUGGUUGGUUUGGUUUUGGGAUCGUGUGUUUAUUUUAUUGUUUUUGUUUUGGGGGGUUGGUCGUUUGUUGUUUUGGGGGGUUGUUUUGUUUUGUUUGUUUGUUGGUUACUGUUUUUCAAGAAGAAAUAUAAAUUCAUCCUCCAAGCUA
Messenger RNA from Mus musculus (house mouse), 2171 nucleotides. RefSeq names its product prenylcysteine oxidase 1 like (gene Pcyox1l). The transcript is spliced from 8 exons. Gene Ontology annotation, biological process: prenylcysteine catabolic process. The coding region runs from base 763 to 1695 and encodes 310 amino acids. NCBI's taxonomy places the organism in Eukaryota, Metazoa, Chordata, Mammalia, Rodentia, Muridae. Gene Ontology annotation, molecular function: farnesylcysteine lyase activity; prenylcysteine oxidase activity; oxidoreductase activity, acting on a sulfur group of donors, oxygen as acceptor. The record is from RefSeq and is marked validated. Gene Ontology annotation, cellular component: extracellular region.